Messenger RNA from Phycodurus eques (leafy seadragon), 9030 nucleotides. RefSeq names its product myosin XVI (gene myo16). The record is from RefSeq and is a predicted model, not a curated record. Gene Ontology annotation, cellular component: myosin complex; perinuclear region of cytoplasm; nucleoplasm. Gene Ontology annotation, molecular function: cytoskeletal motor activity; ATP binding; protein phosphatase binding. The coding region runs from base 93 to 5984 and encodes 1963 amino acids. Lineage: Eukaryota; Metazoa; Chordata; Actinopteri; Syngnathiformes; Syngnathidae. The transcript has 35 exons. Gene Ontology annotation, biological process: neuron projection morphogenesis; phosphatidylinositol 3-kinase/protein kinase B signal transduction; negative regulation of G1/S transition of mitotic cell cycle.
AUCCAGUGUGUGCUGGAACCUGUAGCUGCUGACGGGACGCCUGCUUGUCCGGCAUAACCCUCCAUCCUGCCUGCCAGAUUUCUACCUAGCUGAUGGACCCUUAUAACUCUAAAAUGUCUCACUACCAUUUCAUCAAAUGCUGCUGUUUCCAGUUAUGUAACGCCUUUCGACAGAACAUGGAGAUCGACCAGUGUCUGCUGGAGUCUCUGCCCAUCGCCCAGCGCCAGCGGGUGGUCAAAAGGAUGCGCUGUGACCAAAUAAGGGCGUACUACGAGCGGGAGAAGAACCUCCAGCAGAGGCAGCAAGGUGGAGUCAAGGCGCGAGGCCUCCCGCCGGGCCACCGCAAGAAGCAGCAAGUCCGCUUCAGCCUCGCCGACAUCCUACAGGACGCCAUUUUCCGCCACGAUGACAAAGAAGUUCUGCGUCUGCUGAAGGAGGGAACUGACCCCAAUACUCCCAUUUCCUCUGGGGGGUCGUUGCUACACUUGUGCGCUCGCCACGACAACGUGCUGGCGGCGGAGUUGCUGAUGGAGCGAGGCCUGAACGUCAACCUGCAGGACGAAGACCUGUGGACGGCGCUGCAUGUAGCAUGUGCGUGUGACCACGCCGACGUGGUGCUGCUUUUGCUUCUGGCUGGGGUGAACGUUCUGCUGCAGGAUGUCGACGGAAAUGUUCCUCUGGACUACGCGUCCGAGGGAACGGAGAGCCGCUAUAUUCUGCAAAAACACCUGGAGGAAAACGGUGUGGAUGUGUCUUUGAUGCAUAGCAUGCGGACCCAGAGACCCAACACGAUGCUAUCUGACAUUCGGCAGCUUGUAGCCGCAGGGGCAGACCUCAAUCAGCCCAAUGACGACGGCGUCACCUUGCUUCACAUCGCGUGCGCCAGCGGCUAUCGGGACGCGGCGGCUGUGCUGUUAGACAACGGGGCCGAUCCUCAUCCCGUAGCCCACAACUUUUGGACACCUCUCCACCUGGCUGCUAAAUAUGGACAGACGAGCAUCGUUAGUCAACUCCUGAGGCAUGGCGCCAACCCCACACUGUGGAACUGCAACCAAGACAAGCCCUCAGACAUUGCCGCAUCAGAGCACAUAGCGGACUUGCUCCUGAAUGGAGAGGCGAGCUGGCUGCAGAAGCUGAAGGACCCCUGCGCCCCUCUGCUCUCCACGUCCCAACGCUAUGACGGCGGAGCACACGACCUCAACACCCCUGUCAAAAACCUGAACCCUCUGGGCCUCCCCAUGGCUAAACGGGACAGCCUCCUAGAGAAGUGGGCCAUGUUCCGAGAGGCGGGUGGGACGCCCAGCCGGCGGCCUUCACUGGAAAACAUCCUGGAUGGCCCUUUUGUCUCAGGAACAACCAAAUUGGAACAGGUGAAGCUGAUGCCUCCGGCGCCCAACGACGACCUGGCGUCCCUCAGCGAGCUGACCGACAGCAGUUUGCUCUAUGAAAUGCAGAAGCGUUUUGGCAACAACCAAAUAUAUACUUACAUCGGACACAUUCUUUUGCUGGUCAACCCAAACAAAGCGCUGCCCAUCUACUCCACUUUGGUGAGCCAGUUGUACCUGAGCUCCACAGGCCGCCUGUGCUCCUCUUUGCCCCCUCACAUCUUCUCCUCGGCAGAGAGAGCGUACCACAUGAUGCUGCAGGAGAGACGACCCCAAUGUUUCAUCCUGAGUGGCGAAAGUGGUUCAGGGAAAACGGAGGCCUGUAAGCACAUCGUACGACACCUGACAGUCAGAUCCGGCCCCAAAGGCUUCGCACUGGAAUCCAGAAUGAGCCACGUGAAUUGUAUUCUGGAGGCUUUUGGGCACGCAAAGACGGAGAAGAAUAGCAACUCCAGCCGCUUUAUCAAGCUGUUGACCAUCCAGUGCUGUGAGAAGAGGACGACGCUGCUCAGAGCGCGUGUGUACACGUACAUGCUGGAGAAGUCUCGUGUGGUCCAGUGUCCUCUUCAGCAACACAGCUUCAACAUCUUCUACCUGAUGGCUGAGGGUCUGUCCCCUGAGGAGAAGAGUGCACUUUACCUCAAUAACCUCUUGGCUCAUAGGUAUCUUAACGGGGGACUUCCGGGGGGGAUCCCUCUUGCGGCCGCUGCGUCUACGGAGAGCAGGGAGCGUCUCGCCGCUGUUAAGCAAGCCUUUCAAGCUGUGGGCUUCAGCAAGCAGGACGUGGAUUCCGUAUUCACGCUGCUCGCCGCCGUGCUCCAUAUUGGGGAUCUGCGUUUCACUGCGCUGACGGACGCUGAUGGCGCCUUCCCUUCUGACCUGCAGCUGCUUGAGAGAGUGGCUGGAAUGCUGCAGGUGUGUUGGAGUGACUUAAGCAGCGCCCUCACCUCCGAUAUUCAGUACUUCAAAGGUGAUGUGAUCACCCGACGUCACACGGUGGAGAUGGCCCAGCAGUACAGGGACCAACUGGCCAAAGCUAUCUACGGACGACUCUUUAGCUACCUGGUCAACUGCAUCAAUGACUACCUGCAAGGACACGACGACAGCGUCGGUGACCCUGCCUUAGAAAUUGCAAUCCUGGACAUCUUUGGUUUUGAAGAAUUUCAGAGGAACGGCUAUGAACAGCUGUGUGUCAACAUGACCAACGAGCGACUGAGGCGCUAUGUCUCCGAGGUGCUAUUCCAGGAGGAGCAGGCUGAGUGUCUGCAGGAGGGCAUCGCCAUGGAGACCCCGCCGUCCCCCAGCAACCAUCCAUCUGCUCUGGACUUCUUUCUCCAGAAUCCUCAAGGACUGCUCAGUGUGUUGGAUGAGGAGAGUCAAAGUCUCCGGCCGACGGAGCAGAACCUGUACAAGAGGCUGUCCGCCCAGCUCGGGUCCAACCCGACGCACGGCCUCUCCUUCACCACCAAGGAUGGCAACGGAAACCCCCCACCCAAGGAUCAAGGCCCCACCUUUACUAUCCGCCACUAUACCGGACAGAUUGCGUAUGACCUCACAGGAUCGCUCAUAAAAAACAAGGACUCCCUUCCUCAAAACAUCUUGUUUACGAUGAAGUCCAGCGAGAGCGUGUUGCUACGGCAGCUCUUCCUGCUCAAGUUGACUCAGACCGGUUCUCUGGUACCAGCAGCCCAGGGUCGGUUCGGGCUCAGGGGGUCCAAAGCUGCUCUGCUGCUCAGCCGGACGCAACCGGGCGACAUGGCCGGCACGCCCCCCCAAGCGCACCGGGGGUACCGUGACCUCACCAAGAUCUUAAAGAAGAAAGGCUCCAGCUCCUUCGUCCAACGACUAGAGCGCUGCGGGCCCAUCACAGUGGCGGUCCAGCUGAGGAACUCGCUGUCAGAGGUGAUCAGCAAGCUGCGGGCUUCCACGGCCCACUUUGUGGAAUGCGUUCGGCCCAACGGCAGCGGUCGGCCCGACGCCUUCGACAGCUCCCGCGUGUCCGCCCAGCUGCGACAUUUCGGCGUGCUCGACAUGGUGCGCACCAUCCGUUAUGGCUACCCCGUGCGCCUGUCCUUUCCCGGCUUUCUCAGCAGAUACAAAGACCUCGUUGUGCCGACGCUGGGCGACGAGAAGAAAUUGUCGGCUGAGGAGAAGUGUCGCCGUGUGCUGCAGCAGACCAAACUGCAGGGAUGGCAGGUGGGCAGCAGUAAAGUGUUUCUCAAGUACUGGCAGGCGGACCAGCUCAACGACCGCUGCUACCAACUGCAUAAAAAGAUCAUCACCUGCCAGAAAGUGGUACGCGGCUGGCUGGUCCGACGGCGCGUCCGGCGCCGGCUGCCGCCGCGGAACAGGGACGACGGCUGCGUGCAGCGCUUCCUGCAGGGGGCGGAGGACAUGGGGCUCCGCGCCUACGACCGGCUGGUCAUCCAGAACGCGUCGGACAUCGCGCGCGAGAGCGACCGCCUGCGCCGCCACGGCAACAACGGCCUCAUCCUGGCCGCCGCCCUCGGCGGCAGCCCGCCGCUCGGGGAGAGGCCCGAUCCGGUCGGCAAGGAGGAGGAGCAAUCGGUUAAAAAGGUUAUGGAAAAAGUCGGAAAAGUCCACGACGGUGCUGUGGACGGGGCAAGUCGAGUCAUUCGCCACUUUCGAUCCAGCUCGGUGCCCGUCCCCCUGGCCACGGAGAACGCGUCCCACUGGGCCACCGGCCCGGCCGUCAAGCCAGCGCUGCAGCAAGCCACUCUCGGCAGCGUGGACAAUAGCGGCGGUUGUGCAUCUUCCUCGCCUCGUAAGCAACCACCCCCAAAACCGAAGAGGGACCCCAACACUCGCCUGAGUGCGUCGUACGAGGUGGUUAGUGCCGGCUUGGUGAUGGCGGUCAAAGAGAGCCCCACUCUGGAAGGUUAUGCUUCGCCAGCUGGGAGUCCCCCCAAAUCCCAGCUGUCCCCGACAGACCCUGCAGGGUCAAAGCCCCGUCCCCACAGCGAUGACUACACAACCAUGAGGAAGGUGCCCCCGCCCAAGCCCAAGCGCAGUCCCAACACCAAGCUCACGGGCUCCUACGAGGAGAUCAACGCCGUAGCGCCCCUCCUACACCAGCUGCGCCCCGCGGAUGUCAAGAUGGCGUUGCUGACACGCGCCGGCGCCGUGAUGCAGAAAGCGGCGUCGCUGGACGCUCCGCCGGGCUUAGCGCUGAGUCUCUACCAGGGCCGGGACGAAGAGGACAUCUACAUCGAGAUGCUGGGCUGUCAGUCCCGUGCUCGGAGCCUCCAGGAACAACCCGACAGCUCCGAGGAGGCGGAGUCAGAGGCUGUCUACGAGGAGAUGUCCUUCUUCCCUCCUGAUGACACCGCACUUCCGCCCGCCGCCACUACCAAACCAACCAAGCUGGAGGCUCCCAGCUUGGGCCUGGUGACAUCCAGCAUGUGUCGCCCUCAGACUGAGGAGAGUAAGCGGCUGACGUCGGGGGUGACGGCAGCGUUGGACAUCGCUCAACCACACAACGCGGCAAUCGGUGGCGGUAGCAGGGCUCAGCAAGGAAAAGAUGGCAGCUGCGACAUUCCGGCCCCCUUUCCCAACUUGCUUCCUCAUCGACCACCUCUCCUGGUGUUCCCGCCGUCCCCCGUCACCUGCUCCCCCGCUUCAGACGAGUCCCCCCUCACUCCUCUAGAGGUCAAGAAGCUGCCGGUGUUUGAAAGCAAUCUCAACUACUCGGCCGGUCCAGACAGCCCGCUGUCGCCUCAAUAUGUGCGCCAGAGGGCCGACUCCUCCCCGAGCCUCACCGUCCUCAUGCCGGAGAAGAAGGGUACCCCUCCUCUAACGCCGCCGCUUCCUCUUUCUACCACGAGUGUCCCGCCUCCUCCAUAUAGACCACCUUCCCACUUCCCCUUCCCACCUGAGGCCAGCUUACUUGCGCUGACGCGAACCGCUUCGGUCACCGGGACGCAGUCAGACUCCUCCAAGGCUCUGACGUCACAAAGACCAAGUGUGGAGCCACUGGGGAAGCCGCCCCCUUACUCCCCAGGAAAGAUGUCCCGCCCGGAACCUCGAAGAGCUCACUCCUGCUCCUCCUCGCCCCUGUUGUUCAACCCGGCCAAUGGAAGACCCCUCACCAGUCCCCUGGAGGAGCUCAACACCUUGUUCAGCACCGGACGCAGUCUGCUGAGGAAGUCCUCAACGGGGCGCAAGAUGCGAGACGGAGGUUUUAACUCCAAUAUCAAUUUACCUGGCCGGGAAGAGUGUGGCUCCGCCCCGUCCUCGCCUUCACUGCAGCUUCAAGACAAGAACGCCAACAAUCAUUCUGUUCACUCAUCAAGCCACGCCCCUAUUGAGAACGGCAACCAGAUCUCCAAUGGUUCACUGGAGGACCAGAGUCACGUUAAGUCAAACAUGUCCACAUCCUCUCUGCACAGGCACAUGGAUAGCCACCAUACGCAGGCGUUCCAGAGGCUGCGUUUUUCCAACGGGGAUGCGGGCACCACGCUGCGGGAGCUGCUGCGAUGGCGGCAGGCGCAGUGUGAGGGACGGGGCGGCUGGAAACACCGUCCGCCGCCUCAGUCGCCGCCCACGCUGCUCCGGUCCGGCAGGAAGACUUCGCCGUGACCCGUGAUUCGAGAACACCCGAUCGAGUCGAGCGAAGGACGCACGCCCCCGACCGACCCUGCCGUUUACGAAGCACUUUGCGACUCUAAAGAAAAUGCGUGGAAAGCAGACAGCAUCAAGAUUCCCAGGGACAACAUGUACAGUCAUAUCUAUUUUAAGGCGGCGGCAUGGCAGGUGUUAAGAGGACAAAGUCCAAGGUUGGGUUUCCGCCAGCUCCAUCCUCAAACAUGGUGCUGCUGAUCAUACUCAAUGAGCUUUUCAAGUUUACAAGUCAGCCGACGCCUUUCAACGCACCCGAGGUACCGAAAACUUCUCUCUAGGUAGUCUUGCAAGACCCCAACGCAAACAGGCCGAUCUCAGUAAAAAUCCAAGGUGCAUUUCUCUUCGCCGCCAGCCUUUGAGGCGGAAAACGAAUGCAUUCUACUGCACUUAACUUUGUGGUGCAAAGGCGAUCUGACAAAAAAGCAGCUAAAAAUGCAAUAUGUCAUUACUUAAGCUGUCAGUGCCAAAGCGUCACGACUGCGACAGUCCUCGAACCGCACCCCCAACCCUCAUCUCAGUAAUGAUUUCAUGUACUGUUUCUUGAAAUAUGUGAGGCUGGAAAAGAAGCAGAUGACCUCCGUGUUUGUACACAAUCUGUACCCGUUCCCCUCCGUAGCGCUUGACCCCAACUGACAGACCCGAUUCCAGCCACCCUGUCGCCCUUUGGUGUUUGACCCCCUCCCUACGUCCUACUGGCUCCGAGGAGCUGUCCGCUUGUUUCCACAGUAACUGCUGUGUAAAUAGCGACUGGUGUCGAAGCACAGUGAUGAACCGGUGCUGACUGAAAUGAAAGAAUGUCACGGGUUCGAUGCAAUGACUGAGAGGUUUGUUUUAAAAAAUGUGAAUACCUUGCUUGUACGAAUGUCAAUGGCUACAAAAUGGUGUAUAUUCUAUUUAAUAAUGUUUCAUCCCUCCUUUGUCCCGGACCGCCAUUUUGUUCCAAUAAUAGGCGCAUUUGCAUCACUUAUAUGGGCACUUAAUUGCACUCUGUUUACCGUGAUGGGCUCAAACAAUCGCCUGAUCUUUGAAGAUGGGUCGGAAUCAUUAGAUCCGCAACGUUAUCAAUAGCUCCGAUUGAUUUCUCAUUCCUCCUGAUCACCCUCAAUGUGUUUGAUUGAUUCUGCCUUACCAAUCGAUUCCAGCUUAAUUCUGGGGCUGGCGACGCACUAAUCUUCCAUAAGGAUUCAUCAGAAGAGGCUACAACGUUAGCUGAGCGGCAUCUUGGGCUGACUGGAGGAGUGUUUAUUCCCGGAACCUUGCCGUUCCUUGUAUGCAAGUUUAAUCUUGAGGAUGCGCUCCCCCGAUGAGGUAGUGACUGGUGGUAAAAUACGGAGCGAUGCCAAAUACUGUAUGUACAUCCCAUGGUGUUUUGAGUUGAGUAAUUUAACCCCUUUGAGAUCCAUUUUUGGAGUCCAAGUCCUGUGCCGUGUUUAACCACUUUUACAAGCUGGGAUUUAUCCGCCUGUUUUCUGGGCUCCUAUAUGGGUCGGGUGUCAAAACCACACGUGUGUAGAUGGUGAGUGCCAGACUUUCUGCAUAGGCAACGGCAGCUUAAUGCCAGGUUCACUGUAACUGCUCUGAUGCAAGAUCUCUGGAAAAAGAAAGCCACUUUUUGCACAGAUAUGAUGGCAGCUGUUUUGAGUGUGAAAUCGAAGCCCGGAUGCAUUUGAAGGCCAAUGACGUCAUAACACUCCCUAAUUCAAAUCCAACCCACAAACUUCUUUUUGUUCUUUUUGCGGUAUAAAUCACUCCCAAUUCGUCACAGCUUUCUACAAAUUUGGUGAUUUUAUUUGUUUGAACAUGUAAUGUCAAAUACGCUGGGCCGUUCAAGAUUCUGUUCAAAUAUUGUUAUGCUAAAAUAUAGCCAACCCGCAUCGUAACAUAAAAGUAAGGGUGAGAAGGUGACGCUACACGGAUGUUGCCGCCAUUCCUUUCUUGUCGUCGCAGCAAACGGGACAAUUCUCUGUCGACAGCAGCGUGUCUCAAUCCGAAUACCGCUGCAGUUUGUGCAUCAAUUGAAGGGUUCCAAAAAAAAAAAUGGCAAUUUUGAAGGAAGAGUCGUUUUGAGAAAUAAUCACACACAAACACAGAAAAAACAAUUACCAAACUGGAGUUAUAGGUAGUGUAUUUUCUACUCCUUAUGUUGUUCAGGGAAAGAAAUUAGAGACAAAAUGUGGACAAUUCCCCGGAUUGGUUGCCAGUCGAUCGCAGGGCAAGUGGAGAAAGACAUUUACACACUCAGCUGCGUGCACCACUACAUCAUUCCACAACAAUAACCCAUCUAUCCAUUUUUUUUUUUGUACCUGCUUAUCCUGUCCCGAGGAAGCUGGACGCAAAAGGUUGACAAUUCACAGCCAAUCGGAGGGCAAGCGCAAACAGACAACUAUACGCACUUCGCCGUGUGUAGCGCUACAUUAACUGGUGCCUCCACAAACCGUACGCACUCCUCAGUGGAAGGAAAAGCGGCGCCUAGCGUCACCACGAGCAACAAUUGGGUCAGUUAUGGGUGUUACUAUGGUUACACAGGCAUCAUUAUCAUUAUGUUUCUGAUUAAUACAGUAUUUGUAUGACCACACGUCAAGCAGAUAAAGUCCCAGCUGUUAAAACAUGCUAAAAAGAUUAGACAUACAUGACCGACCGCUUCCCAUCGCACUGUGAAUCACCUCGCCAUCUCAUGCUUCGUCAUUCAUUUGGCCGCCCACACACACGCCCCACACACCAUCCUUUUGUUGCCAGUUUAAUUUGUUUUUGCGCAUCAGGUUGUUGUUGUUGUUUUUUUUUUACCCCCAAUUGUUUCAGCACAUAAACAGGGAUGUCUCACUCUGUGUCACUGUUUUGAUUUUUUUUUUUUUACCGUAAUUUUUAUUUGUACAUAAUUUACAGCACAUCUUAAGACACAUUCACGUGUUUGUGGAAAGAAAAAAGAUUGUAUGUGGUAUCUCAUGUUUAUUAUGUUUUAUAAGUACUGUACUUUACCUGUACAGCAAUAAAGCACAACUGUGUC